This is a messenger RNA of Cornus florida, 2271 nucleotides long. RefSeq names its product zinc finger BED domain-containing protein RICESLEEPER 2-like. Gene Ontology annotation, molecular function: DNA binding. The transcript is spliced from 4 exons. The record is from RefSeq and is a predicted model, not a curated record. The coding region runs from base 1 to 2271 and encodes 756 amino acids. Lineage: Eukaryota; Viridiplantae; Streptophyta; Magnoliopsida; Cornales; Cornaceae.
AUGACUCGCUUGACCCGGAAGGUGAUCAAGUUUACAUGGGAUAAAGCCUGUGAGUUAUACUUUCAAGAGUUAAAGACAAGAUUGACUACAGCUCCAGUAUUGGUGACACCCAAACAUGGCUUGGGUUAUGUGAUCUAUCAUGACGCUUCACGUGAUAGUUUGGGAUGUGUGCUGAUGCAGGAUGGUAAAGUUGUGGUUUAUAGGUCUCAACAGUUGAAGACUCAUGAACAGAGGCGAUGGGUUGAAUUCUUGGAGGACUACAACUUUGAAUUACAGUAUCAUCUGGGCAAGGCAAAUGUGGUAGCUAAUGCCUUAAGCCGGAAAUCUCGAGGGACUUUGGCCGGUUUAGCCAUUCAGAAGUGGAAGAUACUUGAGGAUUUGGCAGAAAUAGGAUUGUCUUGCUUUGAUGAUGAUGUUGACAAUGAGUCAGCAUUCUUGUUUAGUCUCGUGGCUCAGCCCACUCUUGUUAGACGACAAGUGGUUGAUAUAAUGUCCCAGCCGACUCAAAAUAUGGAAAGUGUGUCAUCUGCAUCAGCUACACAACCUACAAGUUUUGAUGCACCAAUUGAAAUCAAUUCUGAAUCAGCACCCACUCCAAGUUUAGGGGUCACAGGACUCGCAACAUCACAUGCGAGGAAGAGAAAAUUGACUUCAAAAGUUUGGAAGGAUUUUGAAAAUGUGAUAUUGGAUGGGCCAAAUGGGGGGUCUUUUGCUAUUUGUCAUCAUUGUAAGAAGAAGCUUGUUGCUGAACCUUCAUCCGGUACUAGUCAUUUAAAACAACAUUUAAAGAGGUGUGUGAAGCGAACUAAUACUGAUAUACGUCAAAAAAUGAUUGCACGUUCUCCAAAUGUUGAUGGGUCAAUGCAAUUUGGCAAUUUUACAUUUACCCAAGAAGUUUCAAGGAAUGAACUUGCUAAUGCAAUUGUUUUGCAUGAGUAUCCUCUUAGUAUUGUUGAGCAUAUUGGAUUUAGAAGGUUUGUUAGCAGCCUCCAGCCCGGCUUCACAACGAUGACUCGGAAUACAAUCAGGAGUGAUAUUAUGAAGCUUUAUCAGUCGGAGAAAGUGAAAGCUUAUUGGUUGUUUGACAAACUUGAGAGCCGAGUUGCUAUCACGACUGAUAUGUCGUCUUCUAGACAGAAAAGAGGUUACAUGUCAAUCACUGCUCACUAUGUUGAUGAAUUUUGGCGCUUGCAAAAUAUGAUUAUUGGGUUUGUUUAUGUGCCUUCUCCACAUACAAGUGAGAUUCUCUGUGAUGCACUUAUGAAUUACUUCUUGGAUUGGAACUUGGAUAGAAAGAUAUCUACUAUUACGGUAGAUAAUUGUACAACCAAUGAUGCAUUGAUUCAGGGUCUUUCGAAUAAGUUGUCUAUUCGUAGUAAGUCACUACUCUUAGAUGGUAAAAAAUUUCAUAUGCGUUGUGUUGCACAUAUAUUAAACUUGAUUGUGAAGGAUGGUCUAGAUAUAAUUGGAGGCACAAUUGGGAAAAUUCGUGAUAGUGUUCACUUUUGGACGGCUAGCCAAGCUAGAGAAGAAAAAUUUGUGGAGGCAGCCAGUCAAUUAAAAAAUCCAUGCCAUAAAAAACUGUUUCUUGAUUACAAAACUAGAUGGAAUUCUACAUAUUUGAUGCUUGAAACAGCUAUAUGUUAUAAGGAUGUGUUUCCACGACUGAAACAACGUGAGAGACUUUAUACAUCUUUGCCAUCGGAGGAGGAAUGGAGCUUAGCACAGGAAAUUUGUUGGAGAUUGGAACUAUUUUAUUCUAUUACUGAAAUUUUCUCUGGGACUCGACUUCCAAAAAUUUGUGAGGUAAAAUUGGCAUUGCGUUGUUGGUGCAAUUGUGAGAACGAGGUGGUAAAAAAAAUGGCAGCAAGUAUGAUAGAGAAAUUUGAUAAGUAUUGGAGUGAGUGCCAUCUUGUUGCAAGAAUAGCAAUAGUGUUAGACCCAAGGCAUAAAAUGACCUUUUUGGAGCUUGUUCUUCAGAGGAUACACGGGGACGAAUCUUUCUCUCAAAAAAAUCGUGUACGCCAAGCAUGUUUUGAUUUACUUCAAGAGUAUCAAGAUAGAAGUAAGGAGGGAACUAGUCUAAGUGAAGAUCUAAGUGGAUUGGCAGCAUCUUUAAGCUCUACAAGUAAAGAAUGGGACAUUUAUGCUGAGUAUGAUAUAAUUGUUAGUGAUUUGUCAAGGAUUGGGAAUGUGAAAUCAGAGUUAGACCAUUACGUAGAUGAACCAGUCUUGCCACGCACCAUGGAUUUUAACAUUUUAAAUUGGUAG